Tilletiopsis washingtonensis is the source of this 1886-nucleotide messenger RNA. Its product is annotated as cytochrome P450. The transcript has 14 exons. NCBI's taxonomy places the organism in Eukaryota, Fungi, Basidiomycota, Exobasidiomycetes, Entylomatales. Gene Ontology annotation, molecular function: heme binding; iron ion binding; oxidoreductase activity, acting on paired donors, with incorporation or reduction of molecular oxygen. Bases 1 to 1794 code for a protein of 597 amino acids. The record is from RefSeq and is a predicted model, not a curated record.
AUGCUGCUCCUCGCACUCGGCGUGCUCGCAUCGCCGCUGCUGCUGCUGCCGCUGGCCUUUGUGCUGGCGGCCGUGUAUCGGCGCGUGCUGGCGGCGCUGCGCCUCGACACGUACGCACACCUGCCGCAGCCGCGCCACGCCGACGCCUGGCUGCGCUCCCUCGUCUUUGGCGACCUCGGCGCCGUGCAGCGCGCGCCGCCCGCCGAGCAGCACCUGGCGUGGGGCCGCGAGCUGGGCGAUGUCUUUGUCUAUCGCUCCAUGUUCUACACGCCGCGCCUCUGGCUCGGCGACGCCGGCGCUCUGAACCACAUCCUCGGUGCGGCCCACUCGUACGAAUACCCCAAGCCGGGCGACGUGCGGCGCUUCCUCAAGAACCUGCUCGGCGAGGGCGUGCUCGUCGCUGAGGGCGACGUGCAUCGUCGGCAGCGGCGCAUCAUCCAGCCGGCAUUCAACCUCUCUUCGAUCCGCGACCUCACGCCCGUCUUCUUCAAGCAUGCCAACCGCACCUCUGCCAUUCUGGCGCGCCUCACGGCAGAGACGAGCGAGGCGAAAGAUGCGCCUUUCGUGCCGGGCCAGAGCGCACUGAGCGCACAGAAGUGCGGCAAGGGCAGCUUGGUGCUGGAUGUCAGCGCCUGGCUGAGCAAGACGACGCUGGACAUCAUCGGCGAAGCUGGCUUUGGCUUCGACUUCAAGGCGAUCGACGAGUUCGAGGGCAUCGCGAAGGGCGACGAUGUCGCUGCUGCAUUCAACACGAUGAUGUCUGCGACGGUGGACAUUGGCCUGGUGCAGAUCUUGCAGUUCUACCUGCAGACGCUGCCGGGCAUGGCCUGGGUGCGCGACCUGCCGACGCAGCGCCAGCGCCUGAUGCGCGCCACAUACGCCGUGCUGGAGCGCUCUUCGCAGCGCAUCAUUGCAGAGAAACGCGAGGCCAUUGCGGCGGAGCUGAGAGAGGCCGCAGGCGAGAGCGAGAAGCAGGCUAGCGGCAAGACGUUCACCAAGGGCGCCUUUGAGGAUGCUCGCUCCUCGUCGGGCCGCGACUUGCUGCAUCUCAUGCUGCGCUCCAACAUGGCGUCGGACAUCAAGGAUUCCGAGCGCCUCUCUGAUGCAGAGCUUCUUGGCCAAUUGACGACGUUGAUCCUCGCAGGCCACGAGACGACGCAGACGCAGCUCUCGUGGUGUCUCUGGGUGCUCUCGUCGCGCCCGGCCAUGCAGCAGCGGCUGCGCGACGAGCUGGUGGAGCACUUUGCGGGGCGCGACGAGCUCGACUUUGAUGCGCUCAACAACCUCGAGUACCUCGACUUUGUCACAAAGGAGAUCAUGCGCUACAUCUCGCCCGUCGUGGCGACUCGUCGCACUCUCGUCAAGGACGACGUGGUGCCGCUCAGCAAGCCGUAUCCGCGCAGCGACGGCAAGGGCUCGUUCAGCUACGUCGAGCUCAAGAAGGGCCAAGACGUCUUCAUCCCCAUCCAGUACAUGAACCGCAGCAAGGAGCUCUGGGGCCCCACGGCCGACGAAUUUGACCCCGAGCGCUGGCGCAACGUGCCGGAGCAGGCCAAGGCGGCCGGCUUCCCGCUGCAUCUCCUCACGUUCAUCGAGGGUCCUCGCGGCUGCGUCGGCAACCGAUUUGCCAUCACGGAGUUCAAGGCACUGCUGGCCAGCCUGCUGCUCAAGCUGCGCUUCGAGCACAUCGAGGGCUGGGAGGUGGAGCAGAAGCAGGGCGUCGUGGUGCGCGGCCGCAUCAAGGGACAGGAGGAGCUCGGCAUGCAGAUGCCGCUGCGCCUUACGUGCGUGUAGAUGAUUCGACGAUGCUCCUUCUCCCUGCCUCGCAACAUGCCGCGUUACGCCUGAGCAUAGGGCUCUCUGGCCAAGGACUUCUCUGCGCAUGG